AUUAUUUCAAGCCAUUCCGUGGUAAGGUCUGCUGGUUUAUUCAUUGCAAUUGUGAAGCCACAGACUGGAAACUCCACGGCAGCCAAUAAUCGAAAAAGCUCUGAUAAUUCGCACUGUGAAGGUUUUAAGCUGCUCGAGGUGUGAGUAGUCUACUGCAUAAUAAUAGAAUUGGAGGAGAGAAAUGAUUGAAGAGUUCAAAGUUGAAUUGGAGGAUCCACAGAGAAUAUAUUUUUCGGGUGAUGAUCUGAGAGGACACAUCAUUCUCCAUGUUAAAGCUCCAUAUGAUCUGAAAUGUGUUGCAAUACGAUUUGUCGGAGAAGCAAAGUUUCGACUACCUGAGGAAAGUUUGAAUGAGAAAAUGAAUUUGAAGAGAAAAAGAAAACAGUUGAAAAACACAUUGAAGAAAAUUAGACGUAAAAAUAAGAUAUGUCCGGCUCCGAUCAGCACGAAUGAAGACACAAAAGUUGUGGCUGGUGAAGUGAAAAAUAAUGCUACAUUGAAGAAAAAACGGCUGAUGAGAUUUAGCUCUGAAACUUAUUUUGACAAGCGCGAUAUUUUGUUUGGUCAUAACUACAGCAGUUACAGAGAGCAUCUUCCAGCCGGAACACAUUGCCUUCCGUUUGCCUUCACACUCCCGGCUAAUCUGCCGACUUCGUAUGUGGGGAGGCGUGCUUUCAUCCACUAUUACUGCGAGGCAGUGAUCGAGCGCUGGAACAAGCCUUCCGUUGCUCAGAAAACCCAUUUCACUGUUUCCGAAGUGGUUGAUCUCAACAAUGACCCACGAGCUGAUAUGUCGUGUUCUGUGACAAAGAACUCAAGCUGCUGGAUGCUGUGCUGCCCGCGUGGCACUAUUCUGGUGACCGGUCGGCUGACGCAUCAGGGUGUCGUGUGUGGCCAGGCAGUGCCACUAGAGGCCGACAUUCACAAUAUGACCAACUACAACAUCAACCAGUCCUAUCUCUCCAUCAUACAGGUAACGUCUUACCUUAACAGUCAUGGAAUUGCCGUGUGCGAAGAUGAACGCCUGGUGUUGGAAGUGAAGAAUGGAAGAAUACCUAAGGGAGAGUUUGUGAUAUGGCCUGAAAACAAAAUGAAAGUUCCCCCUCUACCACCCACAUCUCAAUCACGAACACUUUGUAAGAUAAUUGUCAUCAGUUAUCGAGUUCAAAUACGCCUAAAAUUGUCAAUGAAAGGUGAAAGUGUAACAGUGAAUCUUCCAUUAAUAAUUGGGAACAUCCCGUUUAGAAAAGAUUUCAAAAAUCUCGAAUACGAUGAUGACGAGAAUCAACCACACAAUCGAAUUAUUUUUCAAAAAGCAAUACCAAAUCAAGACUUCUAAAACAACUACCUCCGUACAGCAUAGCUGGCGUUCCGUGUGAUAAUCCGAAGCAGACUGAAUGCUCCUAUCCACUACCUGAUCAUGUGCCCAAAUGUAUGACAUUUAAAUUCAGUGAUUAAGUAGGCCAACUGUUCGCACAGUGCCAGUUCAAACGGAAUCUCUGUUACCUAUUUGAACUGAAUUAAAUCCAUAUUUUUGGCCAUAUGCACCAUCAACUACGUUUAAUGCUAUAGACUGAAUAAAAUAAGUUGAGAAUUGUCCCCCACCCGAACGAAAAUACCAUCGUUGCAAAAUUGUGUAAAAUUGCAAAUUUUUCAAUUCUAUAAUCAAAUUCCGGUUACAGAAUUUUAUGUAGAUUAUUAUCAUCCCAGUACCAUUCUCUGGUAGUACCAAAAAAGCUUCAAGAAUCAGGCCAACCGUGCUCUUGAAAUUGGAAAAAAUUACAUCAAAACUUUGAAAUAGCUUCAGUUGGGAACUUGAACUUUUAGUCCUUAAAUCAAGAAAGACUCUUCUUGAACUAUAAUACGAGUAACUCUUAUACAUUAGAUCUCAGUUAUCAGAGCUCACCAUAAUUUUCAAAAUCUUCAAUUCAUGUGAAACUGGAAUAAUUUGAUAUCUAAUUUUUUUACAUAUUUUUGAAAUUUAAUUAUUCGUGUGUAUUGUAUAAUUAUUGUAGUGCUAAUCUAUAUUUUAAAAAUGAAACGUUGAUAGUGCCAUUUUUUACUGGCACAUGUUUCGACGUAUAGAUACUAUACUCAUAGGCCCGUUAUUUGCACAAAAGCCAGUUGAAUUUUAAUCGUGAUUUAUUUUGCAAGAACCAAUCAGAGAAAAGGUGUUUUUUAAAAGAUGGCUUUCUGAUUGGUUCUUGUGGAAUUAAUCACAGUUAAAAUUUAACCGGCUUUUGUGCGACCAGAACAUAGCCUUUAUUUAUCUUGACAUUAAUGACAACUCGUUCAUUCAUAGAAUCUUCAAUUUCUAGAGCAGAAAAUAUGGUUAUAAAACUAUCUUUAUUUGAUAAUUUUGAACUGUGUGUCAAAAGUCGUAAAUUAUAUCAGUGGAAGAAUUAAACAAAAGGCUAAUGUUUAUGACUCUAUGUAUUGAGAAAAAAUAAACUUUUACAUCUUCAAUUUGUCAAAUUUAA
This is a messenger RNA of Nilaparvata lugens (brown planthopper), 2480 nucleotides long. RefSeq names its product arrestin domain-containing protein 17-like. The record is from RefSeq and is a predicted model, not a curated record. Gene Ontology annotation, biological process: protein transport. The transcript has 9 exons. Lineage: Eukaryota; Metazoa; Arthropoda; Insecta; Hemiptera; Delphacidae. The coding region runs from base 182 to 1339 and encodes 385 amino acids. Gene Ontology annotation, cellular component: cytoplasm.